CGAGCGUAUUUGGGGUGAGGCUCGCCGUCUCAAGCUCAAGCGUCCACCGCAGCUCCACCUACGCGUAGCCGUGUCUACCUUGCGAAUCCGUCCAUAAGCCCAGCCAAACCACCACACAUAGAAAAAAGCAUCACGACGAACGAUUCCAAGGACCCUCAUCUCAUACACCGAUAUAAAAACACCCCAGACACUGUGAAGCCAACACAUCAAAGUCAUGAGCUCCCCAUUCUCCAUCAAUGGCGGAGCCUGCGUCGCCAUGGUCGGCAAAGACUGCGUCGCGAUCGCGUGCGACCUGCGCCUGGGUCUCCAAUCCCUAACCGUCUCCAACAACUUCCCCAAAGUCUUCAACUAUGGCGACGUCUACCUCGGGCUCACCGGUCUCGCCACCGACGUCGCCACGGUGUCUGAUCUGUUCCGGUACAAGGUGAACAUGUACCGUCUGCGCGAGGAGCGCAACAUCGCGCCCUCGACGUUCGCGAACCUCGUCAGCUCGUCGCUGUACGAGAAGCGCUUUGGGCCCUUCUUCGUGAGCCCCGUGGUGGCGGGGUUGGAUCCCAAGACGGGGAUACCGUUUAUCUGCGGAUUUGAUAGUAUUGGGUGUAUUGAUUUUGCGAAGGAUUUUAUUGUGGCGGGCACGGCGAGCGAUCAGCUGUUUGGAACUUGUGAGGGGCUGUGGGAGCCGGAUUUGGAGCCAGAGGACCUGUUCGAGACGAUUUCGCAGGCGUUGUUGAAUGCGGUGGAUAGAGAUGCGUUGUCUGGAUGGGGAGCACACGUAUACAUCAUCGAGAAGGACAAGGUGACGAAGAGGUUACUGAAGGGUAGACAAGAUUAGACGGGUUGGAUGCGGAUGGGGGACAGGAGAAGAAGAAGUACGGAGCAUGGAUAUUCUGGAAGUGCUCAUUUUGAGUGUACAAUUAGAUAGAUAACAGCGUUUCUGGUCAAUACAUGGCAGAUCGGCGUCAGGUGGAAACGAAGGAGACUUUACAUCAAUUGCUUUUCUUGGGG
Molecule: messenger RNA, 1005 nt
Organism: Pseudogymnoascus destructans
Lineage: Eukaryota; Fungi; Ascomycota; Leotiomycetes; Thelebolales; Thelebolaceae
Gene: PUP3
Product: proteasome core particle subunit beta 3
Exons: 4
Coding region: 215-832 (205 amino acids)
Biological process (GO): proteasome-mediated ubiquitin-dependent protein catabolic process
Cellular component (GO): proteasome core complex, beta-subunit complex; proteasome core complex
Source: RefSeq, a predicted model, not a curated record